Molecule: messenger RNA, 1947 nt
Organism: Linepithema humile (Argentine ant)
Lineage: Eukaryota; Metazoa; Arthropoda; Insecta; Hymenoptera; Formicidae
Gene: Gas8
Product: Growth arrest specific protein 8
Biological process (GO): cell motility
Cellular component (GO): Golgi apparatus; motile cilium; microtubule
Molecular function (GO): microtubule binding; small GTPase binding
Source: RefSeq, a predicted model, not a curated record
UUCCUGGCUAAAAAUUGUGUCCAAAGUCUAAAAUUUGCAGAUACAUUUAGAAAUAAUCUUUAUCUCUCAUGUGUAUAUAUGAUGUGAGACAUGGUUACUUAGCAACGAUCUCACAAACAGUAUUAUGCUAAAAUGUCAAGUUAUUCAGGACAGACAUAGCAGAUAUAGUCAGCUGACGUGAGAUAAAACUUAUAAACUUUGUGAUAGUGUCGUUAUUAUCGUCAUUUACGUUACAUUUUGUUACAAUCUUUGAAGAAACCAGUAUAUCACACAAAACAAUUUUUGUACGUGUUUUUGAUUGACAUCGAUAAAAAAAAUGGGUCCUAAGAAGGCAAAAGGGAAAGCGGUGGACAGUGUCGAGGGGGUUGAUACAACAAAAAUGAAUAGGGAACAGUUGGAGAUAUAUGCCCAUAAGAUAUUAGAAGAAAUGGAACGCGAGCGAGAGGAGAGAAAUUUUUUUCAAAUAGAAAGGGAUAAAUUACGUACUUUUUGGGAAAUUACGAGACAUCAGUUGGAUGAAGCGCGUGCUACAGUCAGAAAUAAGGAACGUGAGAAAGAGGAAUUGGCGGAAAAACACGAGGCUGAACUCAAAUUAUACAAACAGAAAGUAAAACACUUAAUGUAUGAGCAUCAGACUAAUUUGUCUGAAACCAAGGCGGAACAUCUGGUUGCACUCAAAUUGGCACAAGACGAUCAUGUUGCGCAAGAGAAUGAGCUUAUUCAAGACAAAACAGAGCUGAAAAAAAUGCAGAAAGAACAGGAAUUAGCGUACAUGAACGAAAUUCGUGCGUUGAAGUUGCACAAUUCAGAGGAAAUGAGCAAUAUGAUGAAAAAAUUUGAAUCUGAAGCGGUGGAAUUGGAGCAGAAGUACGAACAAAAAUUGACCAGUCAAUACGAGUCCUUAAUAUUGAAGCAUCGCAUGGAGAUGACAGAAGUGGAGGAAAGAAAGAAUGCACAAAUUGCGAAUCUGAUAAAAAAUCAUGAGAAUGCAUUCACGGAAAUGAAAAAUUAUUACAACGAUAUCACUCUCAAUAACUUAUCACUGAUUAAGAGCAUGAAGGAACAAAUGGAAGUGAUGAGAAAUAAUGAAGAACGUAUGAAGAAACAAGUGCGAGAACUGACAGCGGAGAAUAAAAAAUAUUUGGCUGACUUGAAAGCUUCGCAGGAAACAGCGCAGGAACUUAGUCGCCAGCUUUCGAAUUACGAAAAAGAUAAACAAUGUCUAACUAAUACAAAACGCAGAUUGUCUGCAGUAGCGAAAGAUCUAGAAAAUUUAAAAUGGGAAAAUGAAGUACUCGAGCUGCGUUUUGAAAAAUGUCAGUCUGAGAGAGACGAAUUACACUCCAAAUUUGUUUCGGCUAUUUUCGAGCUGCAACAAAAGACAGGUUUAAAGAAUGUACUCUUGGAGAAAAAAUUAGAAAAAUUGUCGGACUUACUGGAGCAACGCGAAGCGCAAAUUAGUGAAGUCUUAGCCGCUGCUCAAUUGGAUCCUACGGCGGUCGUCAAUGUGAACAAGAAAUUAGAGGAUAUGCUCAAUAGAAAAAAUACAGCGAUACAAGAUCUGCAAUACGAAUUGGCGAAAGUUUGCAAAGCGCAUGAUGACUUAUUGGUGACUUAUGAAAGCAAACUUCAAGAAUACGGAAUUCCCAAGGCUGAACUUGGAUUUCAACCUCUGAGAAUGAGGAUAACUGGCACAAAAUUAGGCUUAGGUCCAGCUGGUCUCGUAACUGCAAAUCAAUAACAUAUUUCAUAAGCACUUAUAUAAUCGAUUUAUAGAAAUUUUAUAUAUUCUUUACCUGAGAAAAUCACACUGCCGUGUAACAUUUUAUUACUAUUUUUAUAUAUUUUCAUGAAAGAAUCAAAACACAAUAUUUUUAGAAAGUUUGAUAAUGACGUUUGUGUUGUAAACUAUAAUAACUAUGACGUUCCGUAAUAUAUACACUUGAU